Molecule: messenger RNA, 2325 nt
Organism: Lampris incognitus (smalleye Pacific opah)
Lineage: Eukaryota; Metazoa; Chordata; Actinopteri; Lampriformes; Lampridae
Gene: ecel1
Product: endothelin-converting enzyme-like 1
Biological process (GO): protein processing
Cellular component (GO): plasma membrane
Molecular function (GO): metalloendopeptidase activity
Source: RefSeq, a predicted model, not a curated record
AUGGAGAAGACCUACUCACUCACCGCUCACUACGACGAGUUCCAGGAGGUAAAUAUACGGCUGGCCGCUACAGCAGCGACAUCCUCAGCAAUGGCAUGACCCUUCACACUGGGGGGCAGCCUGGACCGCCACAUCGGUAUCAACAGUGGCGGCGGACUCCCCCGCUGGAGCAGGCGGGAGAUCUGCCUCCUGUCCGGGUUGGUGUUUGCGGCGGGGAUGUGCGUCAUCCUGGGCAGCAUGCUGGCACUCAAGUACAUCUCCCUGGAGGCCCAGCAGGACCCGCUGUGCCGACAGGACUGCCAGCGCAAACGCUCCCUCCUGCGAGCGGCGCGCUUCGUCCAGGCCAACAUCGACCCAACGAUCCAGCCCUGUAAGGACUUCUACUCGUUCGCCUGCUGCGGCGGCUGGCUGCGACGCCACGGCAUCCCCGAGGACAAGCUCAGCUACGGCAUCAUCACCGCCAUAGGAGAGCACAACGAGGAGAAGCUACAGCGCCUCCUUCUGGAGCCCAUCCGGAGGCGAGGGGCCAACUCGGCUGAACGCAAGGUCAAGGAGUUCUAUCGCUCCUGCGUCAACAUCCAGAACAUCGACAAGCUGGGCUCUGCCCCCAUGGUUGAGGUGAUUGACAGCUGCGGAGGCUGGGACCCCGUUGGACUCACCUCCCGGCACCGCGGGCACUUCAACGAGCUCCUCUACAGGACCCAGGGGGUGUACAGCACAGCAGUCUUCUUCUCGCUCACAGUCAACGUAGAUGACAAGAAUUCAUCCAGGAACGCUAUCAGGAUUGACCAAGAGGGGCUCACAUUACCUGAAAGAACUCUGUACCUGGGGCAGGAUGAGGACAGUGUAAAGAUAUUGGCAGCCUACAAGGCCCUGAUGGAACGCUUGCUGAGCAUGCUGGGAGCUCACAACGCCACGCAGAAGUCCAAAGAGAUUCUACAACUAGAGACGCGUCUGGCAAAUAUUACUAUGUCAGAGUAUGAUGAUCAGAGGAAAGACAUCAGCUCCAUGUACAACCACAUCACUCUCAAACAGCUACAGCGCAUUGCUCCCAGGCUGCACUGGAAGCGCCUGCUGGACAGAAUCUUCCACGACAACUUCUCUGAAGACGAGGAGAUCGUAGUGCUAGCCACCGAUUACGUGCAGAAAGUAUCCGACAUCAUCAACACCACCUCAGACAGGGUCCUACAUAACUACAUGCUGUGGCGUAUCGUGGCAGCGUUGAGCGAGCAUCUGUCCACCGCCUUUCGCAGCACCAUCCAUGAGUUCUCGCGGGAGAUCGAUGGCACGGAGCGGCAGCUGGACCUGGGCAGGCUGUGUCUCACCCAGGCCAACAAACACUUUGGCAUGGCUCUGGGAGCCCUGUUUGUUCAGCAGCAUUUCUCCUCCCAAAGCAAGGCCAAGGUGCAAGAGCUGGUGGAGGACAUAAAGCACUCCCUGGACUUCCGACUGCAGGAGUUGGACUGGAUGGAUGGGCCAACCAAGGAAGCCGCCAGAGCUAAGCUCCAACAUAUGAUGGUGAUGACAGGUUAUCCAGACUUCCUGCUCAAACCUGAACUCAUAGAUCAGGAGUACGGGUUCGACGUGGAUGAGAAGACCUACUUCAAAAACAUCCUCAACAGCAUCAAGUUUAACAUCAAGCUGUCUGUGAAGAAGAUCCACAAGGAGGUGGACAAGACAGCGUGGCUUCUUCCCCCUCAGGCCCUUAAUGCAUACUACCUCCCCAACAAGAACCAAAUGGUCUUCCCUGCCGGAAUUCUUCAGCCCACUCUCUAUGACCCCGAAUUCCCACAGUCUCUCAACUAUGGGGGAAUAGGGGCUAUCAUAGGCCAUGAGCUGACUCACGGAUAUGAUGACUGGGGGGGGCAGUACGAUCGCUACGGCAACCUCAAGCAGUGGUGGACAGAAGACUCUUACAGGAAGUUCCAGAAGAAGGCAGAGUGUAUUGUCAAGCUCUACGAUAACUUCACAGUUUAUAAUCAGAGGGUGAAUGGUCGUCUAACACUGGGUGAGAAUAUAGCGGACAUGGGAGGCCUCAAGCUGACAUACUACGCAUAUCAGAAGUGGGUGAGGGAACAUGGACCCGAGAGGCCCCUGCCUGGGCUUAAAUACACACACGAACAGCUUCUCUUCAUUGCCUUUGCACAGAACUGGUGCAUGAAGAGAAGAUCUCAGUCCAUCUACCUGCAGCUGUUAACUGACAAACACGCGCCGGAGCACUACAGGGUGAUAGGCAGUGUGUCUCAGUUUGAUGAGUUUGCCCGUGUGUUCCACUGCCCGAAGGGUUCCCCCAUGCACCCCAUGGAAAAGUGCUCUGUAUGGUGA